Rhipicephalus sanguineus (brown dog tick) is the source of this 1814-nucleotide messenger RNA. RefSeq lists its product as uncharacterized. The coding region runs from base 744 to 1349 and encodes 201 amino acids. The record is from RefSeq and is a predicted model, not a curated record. Lineage: Eukaryota; Metazoa; Arthropoda; Arachnida; Ixodida; Ixodidae. The transcript has 2 exons. Gene Ontology annotation, biological process: DNA integration. Gene Ontology annotation, molecular function: nucleic acid binding.
CAGUUGUCAUGCGAUGCUUCUUCCUACGGAAUAGGCGCAGUUUUGUCACACGUUUUUCAAGGCCAAGUUCAUCCAAUAGCCUAUGCUUCACGAACGUUAACAAAAGCUGAACAAGGUUACAGUCAAUUGGAGAAAGAAGCAUUAGCGCUUGUUUUUGGAGUCAAGAAGUUCCAUUACUAAGUUUACGGACGGAAGUUUGUGUUGCUCACGGAUCACAAGCCACUUGAGACGAUCUUUGGCCCCAAAACAGGCAUUCCUGCCAUCGCAGCUGCCAGACUGCAACGCUGGGCAGUCACGCUUUCUGCAUAUUCUUUUUCUUUGCAGUAUCGCCCUUCAGCGCAGAACGUGGACGCUGAUUGCUUAUCGCGCCUUCCAAUCCAGCAACCGGGAACAGACGGGGCAACAGAAAAUUUUCUGGUUUUGCGUUUAGACAGCAUGCCCGUCUGCAGUAAACAGAUCGCAGAGGAAACUGCACGGGAUCCAGUGUUCCGUCAAGUAGUGCAGUACAUCUUGUCAGGCUGGCCUGCUAACGUAUCUGCGAACCUGAAACCUUUUUUCUGCAGGAAACUAGAGCUUUCUUUAUAUCAAGGUUGUGCCAUGCUGGGAAUGCGUGUGGUGGUACCAGAAAAAUUACGUAAAUUUGUCCUAGAUGAAUUACAUGAGGGGCAUCCGGGAGUGGUGCGCACCAAAGAGCUUGCAAGAAGCUAUGUGUGGUGGCCAAAUAUCGAUCAGGACAUAGAGAGAUGUGUCGGCUCUUGUCACGCAUGCGCAGAGACACGCAGUUUGCCAGUGAAAGCGCUGCUCCAUCCAUGGUCCUGGCCGACGCGUCCUUGGCAACGCCUACACAUGGACUUUGCAGGUCCAAUAAAAGAUUUGGAUUUCCAGAAACACUCGUGUCCGACAACGGAAGCCAGUUCAUUUCUGCAGAGUUCCAAGCCUACCUCAAGCACAGGGGCAUUCGGCACGUAAGAACCGCACCGUAUCACCCAAGUAGCAACGGACUGGCUGAACGUUUUGUUCAGACUUUGAAGUCAGCGCUCCGCAAGACCAGUCCGAGGAGCGCCAGUGAAGAGUUAGCCGACUUCCUUCUGACGUAUCGUAAUACGCCUCAUGCUACGACAGGGGAGGCCCCUUCCACUUUGCUCCUGGGGAGACGCCUGCGGACCAGACUAGACCUCAUACGACCAGCGGUCGAGAACAGAGUGCGCCAGCGCCAGUUCGACCAGACAAGGCGUCACCCGUGUCGUGACAACGUCAUCGCUGUUGGUGAUGCCGUUCGUGUGCGCAAUUUCCGAUCGGGACCAAAGUGGCUGUGUGCAACAGUUCUUGCCCGUACGGGACCAGUGUGAUAUCGGUUAAGUGUAGUGACUCCGCGUGGUGUGUUCCAGUGGGUGCGUCACCAAAAUCACAUCCGCAACGAUAACACCGGCAUCGCCACGGAGUUCCAACUACCCUUCAGUGAAAGGCAGCAAGAAGUUCCCGCACAGGUCUCGGCCUGCGACUCAUCACAUGACGUCGACAGCUCGCCCACCGCACAAAGUGAACCGGCGGACACUUCAAACGCUCCUAGCGAACGUCGCUACCCGCAGAGACAGCGUCGCCCACCUGAUCGCUUUGUACCGUGAACUUUUUGGACAAUGCUUGGGGAUCCAAAUAAGUGUGGGGGGAUGUCGCAUAUCUGUACACGUGUGCUUGCGCGAUACUCUGUCACGCGGCCCAUAUCGCAACACCCUCGCCCACGAUGUGAAUAAAAGCGCUUGGCGCGCGGUGGGGCGGGGGGCACUUUUCCUUCGGCACUCUUGGUUAUCGCUAUG